UUAUGCCAUUAUCCGGGCUCUGUGUUGCUAACGGUGUGGACAUCUUGUGUCUGGUGACGUGGAAGGUCACAGGUCAGACAGGCUGUACUGUACUGUCCCUACAGUAGCAGCAGAGAAAAUACCAAAAACUUUGCAAUGUCAAGUUCCUGGACUGACUGAAGAGCUUUGCAAACCUUCAUUUCUAACAGGAAACCGGCUCUAAUGCAGGUCUGACACAGCUCUUCGAAAGGAAAGCACAGUUCCUGAGUGACCAAGGGUGGACAGAGCCAGGCAGGACAGGAACAGCAAGUGUCCAGCAGACCUGGAGGGUAAGGACAAAUAGUGACACGUGUGCGUGUCCAAGAGGACAGAGGUCAGUGGAGGUGUAGGCAUGGCUGGCCAUGUGAGCUUCCCUGGAGAGCUGGCUCCUGAUGGUGGGUGGGGCUGGAUUAUUGUCGCUGCCUGCUUCAUCACGACCAUCUGCACGCGUGCUGUCACCAGGUGUAUGUCCAUCUUGCUCGUGGAAUUUCAGACUCAGUUCUCUAGAGAUUAUUCUGGAACUGCAUGGAUCCCAUCUCUGGUGGACUGCACCACGAUGCUCUGUGCUCCUCUGGGCAGUUAUGUAGGAAAGCGGUGGUCUUCCCGUGUGUCUGUGAUGGCCGGAGGACUCGUGGCUUCUCUCGGCCUCAUCCUUAGUUCUUUUGCCACCAGACUUGAGCACCUUUAUCUGUCCCUGGGCAUUCUCACAGGACUGGGCUUUGCCCUCUGCUACACACCUGCCAUCACCACAGUGGGCGCAUACUUCAGCGAGAGGAAAGCGCUAGCGUACGGCAUCGCCUUCUCUGGCAGCAGCAUCGGAACCUCCAUCCUUGCACCGGCGGUGCAGCUCCUCAUUGAGUUCUAUUCCUGGAGAGGGGCACUCCUUAUCCUGGGGGGGCUGGACCUUCACUUGUGCGCCUGUGGGGCUCUUAUGAGGCCCCUGAGGGUCCACAGGCAGAAGAAUAGCUGCACAGUUGAGGAGGGAGAAUUCGAGGGCAACAUGCUAAAGUCAAAGCAAGCAGAGGCUAAGCUGCGCAAAGGGUUGAAUCUGGAAGACGCGCAGAUUCAACAGAAGUACAAAUUGGAGAUGGUGGGGUCGAACUGUGUUGUGAUAAACGGAGACGAAGUUAAGAGUGGAGACCUAGGAAAUGAGGACAGAUCAGGCAAAGAGCAAGCCGAGGUUCUGCUUUGUAGUGGAGAACAACCAUACUUUGGGGGAACCGGGGUGGAAAAUACAGACUCUGAACAAGCAGGAGUGAAGAUUAUUGAUUCUACCCAAAGAGACACAAACCUUGAAAAGAAAAAACAUGAAGAAGACCCUGUUUUAACAGACAGAGACAUCAAAGAGAACUGGGAAGUGAAUUCAAAGACAGGGGGUGCAAACGGUAUUCUGGAAAAAACAACCAGAGAUUCAAAGCAAAACACAAAUGGCAAGUUUACAAGCAUGAUGCACCCAACAAUCUUAAACACUGAGAGACGUGCAUGUCCUUCACCUUCUAUAUCAGCAAACGCAGAUCUGCCAGGUUCAAAACAACCUGACACAAACCGAGCUGUUUCACAGCUUGCUGCGUUGGUGCCAACGGACUCGAAGAUGCUUUGCGAGAAGGUAUCCUGUAAAUGUGCAGCUCUUAUCGACCAUCGUGCAAAAUCCAGGAGCCGAGCAAAGGAAGGCGAUGCCUGCCUGCAGUUCCCACGAGAGUUCAGCGUCUUCCUGCAGCCGGACGUCCUGCUCCUGGCGGGGUCCUUUGUCUUCUUGGCGUUCGGCUGUAACGUGCCCUUCGUCUACUUGCCAGCUUACUCCCUCAGCAUCGGCGCCGCGCCACAGCAGGCUGCCCUCGUCAUAUCCGUCAUGGGAAUGAUGGGAAUUGUGGGUAAUAUCACUUUCGGCUGGAUCUCAGACAGAAAGUGUUUGAGGGCAUUUCGAGUAGUGACGUACCUGCUUGCCGUGGGUCUGGACGGAUUGAUCUGCCUCUUCUUGCCCCUGUCCAGGACCUUUUCUCUGCUGGUACCUCUUGCCCUUUUUUACGGCUACUUCGAUGGUGCCUAUGUGGCACUUAUCCCUGUGGUAACCGCCAACAUCGUAGGCCCCACCUACUUCUCCUCUGCCCUGGGCUUGGUCUACUUCCUGCAUGCGAUCCCGUACCUCAUCAGCCCACCAAUGGGAGGUUGGCUGGUGGACCGGACGGGCUCUUACAUGCCUGCAUUCCUCCUGGGUGGCACCUCAUUAAUCUGCAGCGCUGCGAUUUUGGCCAUAGUGACACUGGCUCGCUGCUCCUGUAGAGGGCGCUCUCGCUCUUGCAUGUGCAACACCUCCAAAUGA
This is a messenger RNA of Electrophorus electricus (electric eel), 2338 nucleotides long. RefSeq names its product solute carrier family 16 member 12a (gene slc16a12a). The record is from RefSeq and is a predicted model, not a curated record. NCBI's taxonomy places the organism in Eukaryota, Metazoa, Chordata, Actinopteri, Gymnotiformes, Gymnotidae. Gene Ontology annotation, molecular function: transmembrane transporter activity. Gene Ontology annotation, biological process: creatine transmembrane transport.